AUGGCGACUAGGGUUUUGGAGAAGGCGACUAGGGUUUUUGGGGAGGAGAGUCAGGAUGCAAGUAUGGAAGAAAGCGGGCGUCCGCCGGGGGUAGGGCUGAUACCGUUAUUGACGUAUGCGGAGAAGGUGCAGAGUAGUGCGGGGGGCGGCAGACCAAUCCCCGAGAAAGUUUUGGAUGAGGAGUUCGUCGCCUCACGGAUGAGGCUAGAAUUCCCGAAUGGAGACGAUGGGGAAGGUGUGGUGACGAUUGGGCAGGAGGUGAUAUCGGCUAUGACUAGUCUAUGGAAAAACUGCAUGAUCGUGAAAGUAUUAGGGAGGAAUGUUCCGUUGGCGCCGCUACUCAGGAAGUUGCGUGAGUUAUGGGCACCAAAGGGAGGGAUGACGGUGAUUGACCUACCGCGUCAGUUCUUUCUUGUCCGUUUUGAGCUGGAAGACGAUUAUAUGGGAGUUGUCACAGGAGGACCAUGGCGUUUGUUUGGGAGUUUGCUUAUGUUCCAAGCAUGGUCACCGAGUUUUAACCCGAUGCAGGACGAGAUCGAAACUACGCCGGUGUGGGUCCGGAUUUCGAAUCUUCCGGUACAUUACUAUCAUAAAACCAUACUGAUGGGGAUUGCAGAAGCGUUAGGCAAACCUUUGAGGGCGGACUUGACAACGCUUCAGGUGGAGAGGGCUAGGUUUGCAAGGGUUUGUAUUGAGGUUAACUUGAAGAAGCCGUUGAAAGGUUCAGUCAUGGUGAAUGGGGAGAGAUACAUGGCAUCGUAUGAGGGCUUGAAUACUAUAUGUUCAUCGUGUGGAAUUUAUGGGCAUUUAGCGAGUGUAUGUCCAAAACGAUUAACGGAGAGUGUUUCUCAGCUACGGGUCCAACAUGAAGAGAAGCAAUCGGGAGGAAGGGGGACGGUGACGGAUGCUCAGGGGUUUACGGUUAUCCGUCGGACGGGUCCUAGGGCUUUGGCGGCGGAGAGGACAGGUGGGAUCGGAUCGGGUGAAUCAGACAAGGUCCAAGAAAGGAAUGCGGGGGAGAUUCGGCAGAGUCCAAAUUCUGGAAAGGUUCCCAUUUCGAACAGCUUUAGUGGUCUGACUACGGAUUCGGUGGCGGACCAAGUUAUGACAAGUAUGGAAGUGACGGUGCAUAAUAAGGAAAAUGUGAAUAUGGAGAAUAUCCCGACAGUAGUAAUGAGGAGUGAUCUCGGGAAGGGAAGUAUAAAAACAGGGCGGGAGCUUCGGGUCCAAAGCGGAAAUCGUGGGGGAGGGGUGAUGAAGAAAACUAAUGGACCGAAAGGUGGUAAGGGUAUUGGGCCGAGAAGCACAAGCCUGUUAGGGAACAGGCCCACUAGGGGGUUGAUUUUUGGGCCUGUUUUAGGAGAGCAAAGUUUGGCUGCUUCGGGGAAGCGAUUAAGGUCGGAGCAAGCGGAUAUUGGCAGGGAUGGGGGUGUGUCUACGUCGGCUUGGAUGCCUUCCGGGAACAUUGCUCAGCCAAGGGUUGUUGAAGCCUCGACUAGUCCUGGGACCGAUGAGGCAGUGGUGCAAGAGGAGACCCUCCUCUCAUCGAGUGUGACGGGUAGUUUGAUGGCUUUAGAUGGGUCCAUCAAGGAAUGCUAA
Messenger RNA from Capsella rubella, 1599 nucleotides. RefSeq lists its product as uncharacterized. The record is from RefSeq and is a predicted model, not a curated record. The coding region runs from base 1 to 1599 and encodes 532 amino acids. NCBI's taxonomy places the organism in Eukaryota, Viridiplantae, Streptophyta, Magnoliopsida, Brassicales, Brassicaceae. The transcript has a single exon.